GACCUACAGUGUAUAAGGCUCAUAUAUAACCACAUACUACAGUAGGUCUAUAUACUUUUCAUGUCGUGAGGUACAAAAGGUCGUAGGCCCUACUGUAUAUGCAAUCUGUAAUCAUUUUUAUUGACAGGCCUAUUAGGUGAUACAAAUCCAGGGACAGUCGGAAGAAGAUUUUAUUGUCUGCUCCCUCUCCUUUCUACUCGCAAUGAUUGGACUUUAGACUAACAAACCGCCGCAAACACAAUAGUUAGCUGAGCACGUGGGCUCGAAGACUACGAUGUUUUGGCCCGAAGUCAAUGGCGAAAGGCUUGCAGAACCGUUUAAAAGCUCGGUGGAAGUUCUUGAAACCACGACGGAAAAGGCAAGACACCAUUGGAGUCGCACGAGGUCUGAUAGCCAGCUUCAAGGGAGAUGGUGGUCAAUCCGUACCAUGUACUUCAUCACGUUUUGCGAGGGAUUCUCCAACUCCAUUAUUCUCACUUCAUUGUGGUCCUACUUGAAAGCAAUUGAUGACGAUGUUGACCCUACCAUAAUGGGCCAGAUGACAGCUACCCAGGGAUUUGUAGCGUUGCUGUCCUGUGUGGCUUGUGGUAUUAUCAGCGGCCGAGUUGGAUGCAAAAUACCGCUUAUAUUCACCACAAUCACUGCUAUCUGUUCCAAUGUAUUCUACAUAUUCCCCAACUUUACAGGAAACAUUGCAUUGUUGUUUAUAUCCAGAGGAUUGGCCGGGUUGUUUGCAGGUUGUCUGGCCAUUACAAGGGUGUACUUGUCUGCCGGUACUACUAUGCAAGAACGAACUAAAGCCACAUCUCACCUAGUUGCCUCGCAAAUGAUUGGGUUCACCGUCGGACCGAUUGUACAGAUGAUCUAUGUUCCUGUUGGUGAAGAAGGAUUUGGAGUCGCCGACCUACGCUUCAAUGUAUACACCCUACCGGCGGUAACCAACAUAUUGCUGGCUAGCAUAGCGUUUAUUUGCGUCAUUUUCAUAUUCAAAGAGGUACAUAUCGACGACGUCCCCCAAAGCGAAAUGGUUCACUUAACUCACUCAGGAAAAAAACAAUCAGAGAAGUCUACUAGAUUGUCGUGGUUUUCUGGGCUUGAUAUCAUUGGAACGGUAUUCCUUAAUGUACAGUUUGCUGCUAUCGUGUUUACAUUUGGAGUAAAAUCAACGGUUGCGGCGGCUUAUGGAAUGCACAUACUCGGAUGGAGUCGACAACUAGCAACAAAAAACUUUGGGAUGAUAAUGUUCGCUUUAGCUGGUACCGCAAUUGUUGUUGUCAUGGUAUUAGGAAAAUUAUCAAAACGGAUUCGUGAGCGUGUUUUCGUAUUAAUUGGAAUGGCGUUACUUCUUAUCAGCUCUGUCUUGACCAUCCCGUUUGGUCCUGGUACACCUAAAAGACCAACAAUGGGUUUCAAUGACACGUCUGAGCAUGCCGGUGAAGGCGGGUGUCCUUGGAAAUAUACAUGGUGUGAUUCUACCCCUGCAAUCCCGUUACCUCAGUAUGUCAUUGCUUUGGCCAUCCAGGCUGUUGGGUAUCCCAUGUUCCAAAGUGCAACAACUUUCAUAUAUGCAAAGUCUUUGCAUCCCAAGCAUCAGGGACUUGGUAUGGGUGUAUUUAGUGCCAUGGGAAACAUUGGAAAACUGUUAGGUGCUCUUUAUGGUUCAAUUGUAUAUUCAGCGUAUGGUGCACGACUGGCGUUUGGUUCAACAGCUAUCGUGAUAUGUUUAAUUGGAGUUGGCAAUAUAUCACUUUACUCCAGAUUUAUCCCAUACACUGAACGAAAUCGAGGAAAGGAUGACGAACAAUUUAUUUAGAAGACACGAUGUGAUUAAUAAUAUGUCGAUGUGCAUACUGCUCAAUGAAUGGUCGAGUCUGGAGGACGGAGAAAACCGGCAGCUUACAGUCCAGUCUUUAAAUUUGAGCAGCUAGGGUCAGGCUCAGCUAGGGUCAGGCUAUUUCAGCCGAACGAAGUGACUUGCCGAUCAAGUUUUCUAGUACUCUCGACCGUGACGCGAUGAGGCAUCGCGCAACUGACGAUCCGCUAGGCCUACGACCCGUCGGACAAGCACUCAACGUCGCUACGACGGUUGGCAGCUGCAGGGUUCAGCUAACUUUCUCUUUUUAUUUCAACCUCGGGAUAAUGUUACACUAAAACUAUAUAGGCCUAUAGAAAUAUUCUCAUAUCAAUAUUGUUUAAACAAUCAGACUAAACUGAUCAUCUCUUAAUUUUUCGUAUUAUUAUAAACACGUUUGGGUUAUUUUCUAAUCGUUUUACGUCUUUAAGACAUAUAUUACUCUGCCAUAAGCCCAGAAUAAACAACAAAAUAGAUCAUGAUGAUCGUGUAUCGCCUACAUCAUCAUGUAGGCAUAUAGGCCGGCUCAGCAUUUUCAAAGGAUAAAUGGUUUACUAGAUACGGCGUUACAUUUUGACACGUAAAAUCUGCUAAUUAACAAUAAUGUCAUAGGACUUGACCCUUGAAUGGGGUGAGACCCUUCGCGUGUAAGCUAGAACACGAUGUUUUACUGUGGUAUUAAUUGUGAUGUUAUACUUUUUUGUAAUCAAUUAUUGCUCUAAAGCACAAUAAAAU
This is a messenger RNA of Anneissia japonica, 2587 nucleotides long. RefSeq names its product major facilitator superfamily domain-containing protein 8-like. The record is from RefSeq and is a predicted model, not a curated record. The coding region runs from base 275 to 1813 and encodes 512 amino acids. Gene Ontology annotation, molecular function: transmembrane transporter activity. Gene Ontology annotation, cellular component: lysosomal membrane. Lineage: Eukaryota; Metazoa; Echinodermata; Crinoidea; Comatulida; Comatulidae. Gene Ontology annotation, biological process: transmembrane transport. The transcript is spliced from 11 exons.